GUUGCAUCGACAAGUCGUGCAGUUAUUAUACAUUGUGAUAAUCUUUAACGCCACUACCGUUUACUAUCGCGUUCUAGAAAAUGUUUUCCGCCGUACUUUUAUUACUUAUUAUUGUAGCCGUUAUUGCAUUUGCUUAUCAUUGUUGCGUGCAUUAUUCAAGAGUCGGGCGAUUAAUGAAUCAAAUACCGGGACCGAAGAUCCUUCCGGUUUUUGGCAAUUUAUUGCUAUUACAACAAACAAGAGAACAACUCUGGUGCCUUUUUCGUACUCUUUCGGACCAAUAUUAUACCACUUUUAGAUUUUGGAAUCUCCAUUAUAGAUUGGUAACCAUUCAUCAUCCAGAUGAUAUCGAGGUAAUAUUAAAUAACACGAAGCACCUCGAAAAAGGGCCAUUAUACGAUAUUUUGCGUCCAUGGUUAAAUGACGGGCUUCUUACUAGUACAGGUGCCAAAUGGCAUUCACGGCGAAAAAUGCUAACGCCUACAUUUCAUUUUAGUAUACUGCAAGAAUUCACAAAUAUUUUAAUUGAGGAGGGUAAACACAUAGUGCAGAAAUUAAAGGAUGUCGGCGGGAUGGUUGAAGUGGAUAUCGAAUCAUUUAUUUCUGAACAUACGCUGAACAUAAUAUGCGAAACUGCCAUGGGCACUUCUCUGCACAAUCUCGGUACGGCGCAAGAAAAAUAUCGACAGGAGGUUCGCCAGAUGGGUCGGUUCUUCAUAUAUAGAGUCAUGAGGCCCUGGUUGAACGAUACGUUAUUCACAUUAACGCCUGAGGGCAGAAAACACAAGAAGACACUACAAAAUUUACAUGGGUUCACUGAAAAAAUAAUUGCGGAAAGAAAAAUGUAUCACAAACGUACUGACAAUAAGUAUUUGCACAAUAUUACAAAUAACGAUCCGAUGGAAACAGAUAACGCAGAAAUACUUGGAAUUCGAAAAAAGCGAUUCGCCAUAUUGGAUCUUCUAAUAUCUAUGUCUCAGGAAAAUAAUUUGAGUGAUUUGGAUAUCAGAGAGGAGGUGGAUACUUUCAUGUUUGAAGGUCAUGACACAACAUCGAUGGCUAUAUGUUUCACUCUGUUACUAUUAGCAGAACACAAGGAUAUUCAGGAUCGCGUCAGAGAGGAAGUUAAAACAGUGAUGCAGCAAUGUGAGGGCACAUUGACUAUGACGUCGUUGCAGAAUCUAUCGUAUUUAGAAAGAUGUUUGAAGGAAUCGUUGCGACUGUACCCCAGUGUGUUUUUCAUAACACGAGUCACCGCGGAGAAUGUGCAAUUACGCGAUUCAUAUGUAAUACCCCGUGGAACAAUGACAAAUCUCAAUAUCUUCCACGUUCAUAGAGAUCCCAAUUUCUGGCCGAAUCCCGAUGUAUUCGAUCCAGAUAGAUUUUUGCCUGAAAAGAUACAAAAGCGUCAUCCUUAUUCGUACUUGCCAUUCAGUGCAGGACCACGGAAUUGUAUAGGUCAACGAUUCGCUAUGUUGGAGUUGAAGGCUAUAAUAGCUUAUCUCGUGCACAAUUUCUACUUAGAACCUAUUGAUUAUCUAAAAGACAUCCGGAUAAAUAUAGAUUUUAUUCUUCGUCCGAAUAAUAUGAAGAUAAAAUUUGUUCCAAUACAAGCCGCUUGAGGCAAGUACAAAUUUUAUGAAUGUAAGAAGCGAAUGCAAAUAUAUAUCACUAAAAUCAAAGAAUUGUUGAUUUUAACAUUAUAGGUACACAGAUAUACUUAUGUCUGUGCGCGCGUGUAUACAAAUUUAAUAUUACGAUUAUAACACGUGUUUUAUAUGUAUAAAUAUUGUAUACAGAAAUAAAUGAAUGAUGUAUGUGAAGGUUAAACUUUAAAAGUAAAUUGUUUAGUGAAUUUAGAAUUAAUUUUAUCUCAAUAUAAAUGCGUAGCAAAAGAAAGGCUAGCACUUAGAUGAUAUUUAAUAUUGUUUAUGUCAAGUAUUUUCGUAAUUAAAAUUUUGAGAAAGAAAAAAUAUAUAAUGCAAUGAGUACGAUUAUCUAUAAUGGAUAAACAAUGUUUUCUAUCCGAAACAAUAAAACAUAUAUAACUCAGGAGCAAUCAAUUUCUUCCUAAUACUUCUUAACAGUGUGAAAUAACUUGAAAUUGUUUAAAAAAAAUCUAUGGUCAAGAUUUACUGCAAUAAAAA
Odontomachus brunneus is the source of this 2147-nucleotide messenger RNA. Its product is annotated as cytochrome P450 4C1-like. NCBI's taxonomy places the organism in Eukaryota, Metazoa, Arthropoda, Insecta, Hymenoptera, Formicidae. The record is from RefSeq and is a predicted model, not a curated record. Bases 81 to 1622 code for a protein of 513 amino acids. Gene Ontology annotation, molecular function: monooxygenase activity; heme binding; iron ion binding. The transcript has 12 exons.